Molecule: messenger RNA, 1438 nt
Organism: Lingula anatina
Lineage: Eukaryota; Metazoa; Brachiopoda; Lingulata; Lingulida; Lingulidae
Source: RefSeq, a predicted model, not a curated record
CAGCGUCACUGUGUGUGUCUGUUCAAUCAAUACCCAAAUAAUAUAGCCAUAACGCUGGUAUAGAAUGGGUUCCACGUCCAAGCCGUGCUUGCCGAUCAUAGACUACAGUAAGGCUAAAACUGACCGCCUGGCGGUGGCUAAAGAGCUAGUGGAUGCGCUAGAGCAUGGAGGUUUCGCCUACAUUGACAACGUGGACUGUUUUGAACCGUGGGAGUUGCUGAAGAGGGCCGAGUGGUUCUUCUCUAAACCGGACGCUUGGAAAAGGAAGGUUGGAACCAAAAACUACAAUCCCGAUCCAAACUGUAAAAAUGUUUAUCGCGGAUUCUUCGCCGCGAACCCAGUCGGGAACUCGUAUAAGGAGGGUUUUGAGUUCGGCGCCGAACUUCCGUUAGACGACCCCGUCAUGACGCGCACGCUCCUCUACGAGCAUGUCACGUGGCCGGAAGAAGACCCUGACCGCCCAAACUUUUUCCGGGAAUACCUUCAGAACUACCAGAAGAAAAUGGCGGCAGUUUGUAAAGAUAUACUCCACAUGAUUGCCCUUGGUUUAGGACUGGAGGAAACGGCCUUUGAUUGUUUGAUUGAGAAACCACUGUCCACGAUGCGCAUGCUACGGUAUCCGGUGCGAACAGGUCCUCAUCCGGAAGCCGCCGUGGGGUCUGACGGGAAAAAGCUACACUGUGAUGAACACACCGACAGCGACCUUCUUACACUGGUGGCGGCGUUUAAUUUCCCGGGACUGCAGAUACAGAAGGACGACGAAAACAUCGCCAUGACUGAAUGGCUGACCGUAGACUGCCGCCCGAAUAGCCUCAUCAUGAACAUUGGCGAGUGCUUGUCGCGCAUGACUGGCGGGAGAUUGAAAGCCACGCGUCACCGCGUCCUUGACCUUGGGGUUCAGAGAAUUUCGAUGCCGUUCUUCAUGGAACCGAGCUACGACGCUGAUAUUUCGAAGGUUUUCGUCGGGGACAAGUCACACGGGGACAAGUGGAUCACAGACCCAACGUGCACUACGUAUGGACUGUGGUCUCUCAAACGCUAUAAAGCCAAAAGUAACACCGAGUACGCAGGCACAGAUUUGUAUUAACACUAUCCUUAACUUAAAUCGCCCUGCCUCUUGAAUAUUCCUUUUGCAAAGAUAAACAGGAUAAUACUACAACCUUUUUGGUGUGCAAGGUGAAGUACUAUGUACUUCAGUCGGAUGCAGCUGAAAAAAAGUAUAUUUGACACAAGGGACUGUCUACUUUAAAAUGUUUUAUUACUAAGAGUAUUUUGUGCUCUUCCAAGUGGGACUUUGGUGCUUAUUUAAAGUAGAUUUAAAAUGUAGGAUAUAUAUUUUUGGUAUAUGGGAUAUAUAAUAAUAAUAAUAAUAAUAAUAAUAAUAAUAAUAAUAAUAAUAAUAAUAAUGUUCAUUUUCAACUAUAAUAGAUGGAUUGUA